AUGGUAUCUUUUGGAUACGCUUUAUUUGAAGUAUUAGAAACAGAAGAAAUUGGUUCUAAACUUGAAGAGGUUCAGAAAGCAACAGAAGAUUUGGUAAAAUUCGGAAAAUUGGUUAAACUCAAAUCUUUUUCACCUUUUAGGAAUGCUGUUCAUGCUUUAGAAAAUACUAACGAUAUAUCAGAAGGUAGAAAUUAUGAUGGUAUCAUUGACAAAAGUUUGGCGGGAUCUAUUAAAACUGAAUUGGGAUAUAAUUGUGAGACUGGAGAACUUGUUCUUGAAUUAAUUCGCGGCAUUCGUUUACAUGCUGAUAAAUUAUUGAGUCAGGUUAAAGGGGGUGAGCUUCACAAAGCACAACUCGGUUUAGGUCAUAGCUAUUCUAGGGCAAAAGUAAAGUUUAAUGUUAAUCGUGCUGAUAAUAUGAUCAUUCAAGCAAUAUCUUUAUUGGAUCAAUUAGAUAAAGAUAUAAAUACAUUUGCUAUGCGCGUGAGGGAAUGGUAUUCAUGGCAUUUUCCUGAACUUGUAAAAAUUGUGAAUGAUAACUAUUUAUAUGCAAAACUUGCAAAAUUUAUUCGAAACAAGAGCGAUCUUACUGAAGAUAGAUUGGAAGAUCUUUUACCAAUUGUUAAUGACGAAGACAAAGCAAGACAGAUAAUUGAUGCAGCACAUUCAUCAAUGGGUACAGAUAUUGCUGAAUUAGACAUGGUAAAUAUCUGCCAUUUUGCAGAUUGUAUAAUAGAUCUUGUUGAAUAUCGUAAACAUUUAAGUGAAUAUUUAUUGGAUAGAAUGAAUAAUGUCGCACCAAAUCUGUCAGCUUUAAUUGGUGAAGUAGUUGGAGCUCGAUUGAUUUCACACGCUGGAAGUUUAACUAAUUUAUCAAAAUAUCCUGCAUCGACUGUACAAAUUUUAGGUGCUGAAAAGGCUCUAUUUAGAGCUCUUAAAACUAAGGGAAACACCCCAAAAUACGGUCUUUUAUUUCAUUCAUCAUUUAUCGGCAGAGCGGGUGCAAAAAAUAAGGGUAGAAUAUCACGCUUCUUGGCCAAUAAAUGUUCAAUUGCUUCACGAAUUGAUUGUUUUUCAGAAAAAACUACUGCAACGUUUGGCGAAGCAUUAAAAAAUCAAGUUGAAGAAAGAUUAAAGUUUUAUGAAGAUAAACAACAACAAUAA
This is a messenger RNA of Entrophospora sp. SA101, 1164 nucleotides long. Lineage: Eukaryota; Fungi; Glomeromycota; Glomeromycetes; Entrophosporales; Entrophosporaceae. The record is from the annotation of a GenBank genome assembly.